Messenger RNA from Aspergillus wentii DTO 134E9, 1853 nucleotides. Its product is annotated as cytochrome and DOMON domain-containing protein. Lineage: Eukaryota; Fungi; Ascomycota; Eurotiomycetes; Eurotiales; Aspergillaceae. The transcript has a single exon. The record is from RefSeq and is a predicted model, not a curated record. Bases 231 to 1382 code for a protein of 383 amino acids.
AUGCGACCGCAAAUAAGUGGCUUAGGAGUGCAUGAUGGAGGUGUCCCAUGGAACAUCCAGUGCUUGAUCAUCUGGCACACCAGAGCCUAAUAUAAGUGUCAUCGAAUGACACAGCUUCUCGCCCGCUGUUAUGCGCUCUACAUAACAAAUCCAAGCAAAGUAUAUUAAGUACUCAUAAUAGCACGGCUCUCCUCUCAACAGACGCAGCGCACCCUGCCAUCAUGUUAAGAAUGUCGAGCGCAUACCUUGGCCUCUGGCUUUUUAUGUCUAUAUCAGCAUAUGCACAGUUAGAAACUUUCACGCCUCCUGGGCAGAAUUCCAUCAGCUACAGUGUGAAUAUACCCCGAAUAACUGCCUUUUCCGGUUCGGGGCCGAUUUAUUUCCAGCUGAAAUCUACGAGCAACCUUCAGUGGUUUGCAUGGGGCCAAGGUUCGCAGAUGCGAGGAGCAAAUAUCUUUGUCGUCUAUUCAUCUGUUGACGGCACCAAUAUUACCGUGUCUCCCCGGUUGGGGGGUAGAGGGCAUACUGAGCCAACUUUUAACAGCGAUGCCCAGAUAUCAGUCUUAAGUGGCAGUGGAAUCAGCGAUGGAAUGAUCACUGCAAACAUCAGGUGUGACAGCUGUAUUACAUGGCCUGGUGGGAGUGAAGAUCCAACCAGCUCGUCGAGUCCAUGGAUUUGGGCUGUUAAAUUUGGGAGGCCACUCAACUCUAACAGCGUAUCUUCAACAAUCACAAUACAUGACGCUUCCGGGGUUGCAGCUCUGAACCUUCAAAAUGCAGUCGGUGGCACGUCUGAUAAUCCGUUCGUCAGCUCAAACAAUACGAAAGGUUCAGGACAUGCAAUUAUGACAACUGCCACUGGUUCCCUUAACAAUCGGAGAAUCGCCCAUGCUGUUAUUAUGACAGUGGUGUUUGGGUUAUUAUUCCCCAUGUUUGCGUUUAUGCUCCAUGCUAUUCCAUACUCAAGGGUAGUUGAUAUUCAUGCUGCCCUCCAACUAUUCACGAUCGCAUUGGUGAUUGCUGGAUUUGGUCUUGGGAUCUCAUUGGCAAAAAGCCUUGGUUUGAUAAAUAACUAUCACCCUAUAAUCGGGAUGGUGGCUGUCCCGGCCCUUAUCCUCUUCCAACCCGCCAUGGGCUUUCUUCAACACAGCUACUUUCACAAAACCGGGAGGAAGAGUGUAUUUGCUUACACGCAUCGAUGGUUUGGCCGUUCUAUCAUAGUCCUUGGUGUUGUUAACGGUGGGUUAGGUUUACACCUUGCAAAAACAACCACUUCAUCUGCUUCGACUGGCGCAAUAAUUGCAUAUAGUGUGGUGGUGGGAAUCAUCGGACUAGCCUACAUUUUUGGGGUGAUCUUUUGGCCUCGAAGAACGCAUGGCUAGCUGUCUUCUCAAUAGAGUUAUCUGGAGACUAUUCUAAAAGCAAAGCCUAUUCACCAUGCUUCUAGGGUCAACAGUCAGGACUGCACCUAAAGUACCUUAGCAGUUCGAGAGCUUUGGGGGAUUGUACUUCCCAAGCUUGUUGGCUUAUUUCUUACUAGGUAACAAAUAGUGCGCCUGGAGAAUCAAUAGUCAAGAUCCAUAGCGAUGAUCCUCAUUAUCAGAGGGUUUGUUCAGCUAGAAGGCGUGUGGCGCUGAUCUCCCUCUCUCUCAGCUGGGUCCGCGGUAGUCCAAGCAAGUAUAGAGGGAAAAUUGUGUAUAUAUAAGAUGCUCUUCAUGCCCCCAGCUUUCGUUCAUUCAUUUAUCCAUUCAUAUUUCCCCUACUUUUUCUCUUCCUAGUAUCGUUACUUUGACAACCUGAUUAUAAUGCGGUUCAAGAUCUUUGCCCUUACUGCCCUCUUGGCAGCCUCCGCC